Perca fluviatilis (European perch) is the source of this 3885-nucleotide messenger RNA. RefSeq names its product doublesex and mab-3 related transcription factor 1 (gene dmrt1). Gene Ontology annotation, cellular component: nucleus. The record is from RefSeq and is a predicted model, not a curated record. The transcript is spliced from 5 exons. Lineage: Eukaryota; Metazoa; Chordata; Actinopteri; Perciformes; Percidae. Gene Ontology annotation, molecular function: DNA-binding transcription factor activity, RNA polymerase II-specific; RNA polymerase II cis-regulatory region sequence-specific DNA binding. The coding region runs from base 186 to 1091 and encodes 301 amino acids. Gene Ontology annotation, biological process: regulation of transcription by RNA polymerase II; sex differentiation.
UUUCCUCCCACAAGUCACAGCAGCAGGGCGGGGAGGGACGGUGACCUUAUAGCCUCUAUCGUGGCACCAGUACAGGGCUUUAACCAGCCGAGCCUGCUGGGACGAACCCUUUAGUUGCUAAAGUCUGACUUUUGUUGUUCUUGGGUAGUUUAGUUUUUUGUUGAGGUUUUAUUAUUCCAGUAGACAUGAGUAAGGACAAGCAGAGCAAGCAGGUGCCGGAGUGCACCGGACCUCUGUCCCCAUCUAAAGGCCAGAAACCCCCGAGAAUGCCCAAGUGCUCCCGGUGUAGGAACCAUGGCUACGUGUCUCCUCUGAAGGGACACAAGCGCUUCUGCAACUGGAGGGACUGUCAGUGUCCCAAAUGCAAACUGAUAGCUGAGAGGCAAAGAGUCAUGGCGGCCCAGGUCGCCCUGAGACGGCAGCAGGCUCAGGAGGAGGAGCUUGGGAUUUGUAGUCCGGUGUCUCUGACUGGCCCUGAGGUGAUGGUAAAAAAUGAAGCUGGAGCAGACUGCUUGUUCUCUUUGGAGGGACGAUCCCCAACUCCAACCAGUACCUCUACUUCUUCUCAUGCUGUCACAGGGAGUCGCUCGGCAUUGUCCCCCAGCCCGUCAGCUGGUGCCCGCGCUCAUACUGAGGGAUCGGCAGACCUGCUGCUGGAAACUUCCUAUUACAACUUCUACCAGCCUUCCCGCUACCCCACCUAUUACGGCAACCUCUACAACUACCAGCAAUACCAGCAGAUGCCCCAUGGUGAUGGCCGCGUGUCUAGCCACAACAUGUCUUCUCAGUACCGCAUGCAUUCCUACUACCCAGCAGCCACCUACUUGAGUCAGGGCCUGGGCUCCACCACCUGUGUGCCACCCCUCUUCAGCAUCGACGACAACAACAACAACAACAAUAACAACAACUGCUCUGAGACAAUGGCAGCCUCCUUCUCCCCCAGCAGCAUCACCACUGGUCACGACUCCACCAUGACCUGCAGGUCCAUCAGCUCCCUGGUUAACUCCGAUGUCAGUGCUGAGUGCGAGGUCGGCAGCGAGACGCCAAACUUCACCAUCGACUCCAUCAUCGAUGGUGACGCCACCAAAUAAAAGAAGCUAAGGAUAACUUUACACAACAAAAGCAUUUACGAGAUCAGUUGAUUAAAGUUACUGCAGUUACUGUUUGCUGCAGGUUUCUCUGUUUCUGUCCAGGAGGCACGAUAACGUAUUUUCCACACCGUAGUUGAGAAUACAGGUUGUCUUCGUAUUUUAGCUAAUUUUUAGCUGUUAAAUGUUUUAUUGAAGCCAGUUCACCAGCAUAGAAAGUGCUCGGAAAGUAAAACAAUGUACACGUUUACAAAUAACAUGCAAUUACUUGAGAAGCAUUCUCCAGAAGAUAAAGAUAACCAAACAUACAUUGAAUAAGUCUCUUGAUUAUCAGUAAUCAAGAUUGGACCAAAUUAUUCAAACUAGACGGUUGUACACUAGUUUUUCCUCUUCGGAAUUAGGCUGUUUGGAUGAACCCUUUAUAAAGGCGACUAAACGUAGAGUAAAUAAGUGACGUGUUGUGUUUUUGUAAAAUUGUACCCUUGUUUUUCCUUUUCGGAAAGCAACUGUUAAUGCAAAGUGAAGUAUUUUUUUUAUUAUCCAAAAGAUAAAGUGACGCAACAUGCUGAAUAAUGGUAUUCAAAUCCUUUUCUAGCAUGCAGUAAAAUUGACCAGUGCAGUUUUGACACGGUAUGGUAUUAGUGGACGAUCUUUUGACAAUCAGAAUACAGGCUUAGUGUUUGCAAUCACCGUUACUUUACAUCUCAAGCACUUAUUUAGAAAUUUUCAAAGGCUAAAUUUGGCCAAGUGCCCUGGUUGACAUGCAAUACAUGUAGCAUUAUUUAGCAAUAGCAAUUGUUUUUUAGUUUGUAUUAGUUUAUUGUUUUUCAGCUUUUGAAGUCUGUUUUGUGGUCCAGUUAACCAGUAGACAAAGUUGAGCCCAUCCUUUUUAGUAAGCACUGAUUUGGUGAUUUGCAGGUCAAAAGAUGUCAAGGUUAAAUAGUAACUCAACACCAGGCUGAAUAGCAGCGUUUUUCUGCCCUUUUUGGUUGACAGUUUCAAGUGGGUUUCACCUGUGUUACCAAACCCAACUGUGAUGUCACGGUGCACCGACACACCCAGGAGUACACAUCUACAUCACUGCAACAAAGGGGAGAAGUUAAACCACUGGAGGUCAGCAAAAUAAAGACGUUCAGGGGGUGUUAGGCUACAUAUAAUAGUUGUUUCAACAGUAUUUAAGUGACUGUGUAUAUAUAUAUAUAUAUAUAUAUAUAUAUAUAUAUAUAUAUAUAUAUAUAUAUUUAUGUAUAUAAAUAUAUAAAUAUUGUCAUUAAGACUUUGUAAAAAACGGAUACUGGAUUUUUGAGGAUGAAAUUUUUGAGGAUGCUAAAAAACUUUUAGCAUACAUCGGAUGCCAAUUUUUCAUAGACACAUAAACAUUUUUGAUAAGGAUUCCUUAAAUUUUAACAAAUUGUGACAAUUAAGAUAAGGUAUAUUUUAUCAGACGUUAUAUAAACUAAUUCAUCUGGUGGUUUAUUUAAUGGUUUCCAAAUUAUUUCAAACAUUUCUUUGGCAUUUCUGUACUGCAAUUACUUGUUGACAUGUACACCACUAUGAAUAUAUCUGCUGAAAUUGGAUAGCCUGAACUAUUUAUCCACCUAGCUCUAUCAAAAACUUUCAAACCAAAUAUUGCCCAGAUUUAUGCCUAAACUAAUGCCAAAGACAUCUUUUGACCUGUUUGUACAGUAUGAACAACGAUCAGAUAGUUUUGGAAAAAUAUGUGAAAACGGCAUUUCCUUUUGUCCGGUAUAAAUAAAUGUGUCACUGAAUUAAAGUAGAAAACAUCUCUGAUAGAGACUCUGGGAUAUCCUCCUGCAGGACGACGUGUGACUGGAGGGUUAGCGGGGAGAAAAACAGGCAGGUUAGACAUAAAUCAUGUUUCCCUCCGUUGCGUUGGCAUGUGAUGAGCACCGGCUGCUUAUUUAUGGCACCGAUCCAGCAGCAUCAUUUAUUCCACAGAAUUUGCAUGUCUAUUGUAUAUUUAACCCCUUCAGGCCUGGAGUUUUACUGAACACAUGGGUUACUGUUUACACAGCUUGGUACGGCCUUGUAGAUACAGCGGUAGCUGAGGACCUGGAUUUGUAGCAGUGAUGUGUAGAGUUGAAACAAUUUGUUGAUUAGUUGACCCAGAAAAUGAAUCAGCAACCAUUUGAUAAUCAGUUAAUCAUUUAAGGCAUUUUUCAAGCAAUGUUGUCUUAAAUUGAAGUCAAUUUUCUUUUGGAUUUGGACUGUUGUGUGAUGUCACUUUGGGAUCUGGGAAAAUGCCACUUUGCAUUGUUUUCUGAUGCUUUAUAGACCAAAUAACUAAUCAAUUAAUAAAUAAAUAAUUAGAUUAAUCUAUAAUAAAAAAUGUCAAAAAAUUGUUAGUUGUGUUUUUUUAACAUAAAUACCUGGUCACAGUUUUGCUUUGUGUAAGUAAAUACCCCAAAAGCAGUUUUUUCAUUCCAUGAACUAAUGAAUGUAAUCCUGUGUUGCCCACUUUUGAGUUGUGUUGUUUGAGUGUUAAUUAAAAAAAACAACUCAUAUGAGAUUUUGCCAACUUUUCUGCCUUUGUGAAGCCGACUAGUACACCACUGUACUGCAUAUCGUUGAUGUGUUUUGUGUUUUAUGUAGAUUCAUUUCCAAUUGCAUGCUUUGAAAGUGUUUAUUUGUGUUUGCGUUUGAAUAAGACAGCAACAAAAGUAAUUUGGAGUCUCGGAGUUUAUGUCGCUACAACUUUUAGGUAAAUAAAAACGCUUUAAAGUGAUGGAGUGUAAAUGUGAUGCUGGAAACAACAAUAUAAAACAGACAAAGAGAA